Molecule: messenger RNA, 4302 nt
Organism: Urocitellus parryii (Arctic ground squirrel)
Lineage: Eukaryota; Metazoa; Chordata; Mammalia; Rodentia; Sciuridae
Gene: P2ry2
Product: purinergic receptor P2Y2
Biological process (GO): positive regulation of mucus secretion; phospholipase C-activating G protein-coupled receptor signaling pathway; blood vessel diameter maintenance
Cellular component (GO): plasma membrane
Molecular function (GO): A1 adenosine receptor binding; G protein-coupled purinergic nucleotide receptor activity; G protein-coupled UTP receptor activity
Source: RefSeq, a predicted model, not a curated record
GACAGGAGCCAGGCCAGCUUGCAAACCUAGUAAAACUUUGGCGUCUCUCAGUAUCUUUUCUCACAAGCUCCCUGCGCUCCCUGCUCCUCUGAGUGAGUCUGACGGCUUCUUCCUUCUGCGGGGCCAGGUGGUAGGACCGUCGGUCGCCGCCUGUGCUUCCUGCCGCAGCACCCUUUGCGGGUGCGCUGACCCCACGACUGUGGGGCUGGGYGGCGUCCCCAGAGUGGUGACGGGUGGCGAGGUGGCGAGGUAUCUACUCGGGCGUGUGGGGGCGGUGCCGGGGUCUGUCCAGAGUCCGCUCCGCCCCCGGGGGCCAGGCCGCAGGGUAGGGAGCGAGGUGGGGCGGGGCGGGGGCCGCGGCGCUCCCAGGCACGUGGGACCCUGCGCAGCGGCAAGACGUCGGCACCGGCACCGGCACCGGGGAACAGCGGCCACAGCACCUGGGGCGGACGAAUUCAGCGUGGAGGCAAGGGACAGGCCGCCUAGUGGGAGAUCGAACCCUCGGAGAGGUUGGCGGGCGCUGCCCAGGGACGCUGCCGGGUCCGACUGACGCGGGUGCGGACUCGGCGCUGGGCAAGGAAUGGGCCGUGUGUGUGUCACUGCCCGACCAGGGCAUGGUUCCGAGCCUGAGUGUGGCGCGUAACUGGACGGCGGGACGCCCCGUGAAUCCGUGAUCUUUGUCUUCGCUGGCGCGCAGAUCUCAGUGAGUGUGGAUAGCCACCGCGGACUAGGGGAAAUGAAGCAGAUGGGAAGAGAUCUUUCCAGAAAGGCACAUUCUUCUGCUGUGUCGUGUCUGAGGUCAUGGGUGCUGGGACUUGCCCAUAAAGAGGAGUUCCUCCACUGCCAACCAUCCCCUCCUGGAAGCCCGGGGUUUGGUGUGUAUGAGGCUCCCAGGAGCCCCUGUUGUAGCUGUCUGCCCUGAAAAAUGCUGGAGGCUGGGCAAGGCCAGAGGCUGGGGAACCAGUUUAUCCUGUUUGCCAGAAGAGCUCCCUGCGGCAGAUCCAGGCCUGUGCAUUCAUGAGUGAGGAACCUGAGCAGCCUCUGAGCAUCCUGAAGGGUGUGAUGAAUUCAGGCUUCGGUGUUGAGAUUCAGCCCUUGGUGUUGAGAUUAGUUUUUCCAAUUCCUGGCAGUGUGACCUUGAACAAACAGCUUAACUYCUAUGGCAGUAUCUACCAAGGGGUGGGAGUGGGGGAUUCGUGAAGAUGCUUAAUGGAAGUUGCUUGGCCUUGAUUGGCUACUACAACAGAACAAGAAUAGCAGAGGGGACUCCAGGAUGGGAAACUAUGAAUCAGAGAUGGGCCAGGUAAAAGCAUGUGACUCACCUUAGACAGCUGACCCACCUGUAGGAUGCCUUCCUGCCUGUCCAGAGAAGGGCAAGGUCUUCUGGGCUCCUGCAGCUAUUGAAGGAGGGAUAGUCCAGGGGCAGGAGAAGGCCCUGGGCAGGGUGGGCCACCAGAAGGGCCACACUGACCCCUGACCACCAAAGAGAAAUCUUUAUAUAUCACUGUCCUCCUAUAGGCCCUCUGAGGAGAGAGAGAAAGGAGAGGCACCUCCAUCAAUCUCAGCUCCUCGGGGCUCUCACAACCUGUUGUGUUUCUUUAACUCAUUGGCUCAUUCAUUCUCUUUCCUGCAAUAGGAAAGGUCUCUUGCUGGGUCAUAGGGACAGAAACCAGCCCUCAAGGAGCACCUAGCAUGUAUUGAGGUAGAACUGGAAGGACCAAUUAAUUACUAACAAGACCUGAGGAACAGCCUGAGGAGGUGCCUGAGAGGGGCAGAGCUCCAGUCAUGUGGUGACAUUAGAAGAACCUGGAGCAUUGGGUAGGAUGGGUGCAGUGUGUGUGGGUUCUGGAAAGAAUUUCUAGACAGAAAGUACAGCAUGAAUAAAGGCAGGGAAGCCUGGGAGGGCCCUCAAACAUCUCACAUCUCUUUCCAGAAUGGGAGCUCCUCAGGGUUGGGCCAGCCAGAACUGGGCACAGUGGAGCCAAUGAGUGGUGAGAGGGACCAGUGACAAAGUCUGGUGGAACAGUCCCUWCAGAGCUCAGGGUGAGGGUCCAGGGCAGUAGAGAUCAGGAGAGGCAAAGGGGAGGCCUGAGGGAGAGGGCUGGGGACAUAACUAUCUUCCUAAARUAGGGACUGGAGGCUAGGAAGAUGGUCUCACAGUUGAUGAGUCAGCCUGUGGAGGGAGAGGGUGGGAAAGGUCAGUCUGGACCAGGGCCACAGUGAUGGAGUCGCCAGCUGGCCUGGAGGGUGGAGGCCAGGAUGUCUUAAAGCAGGUGGAAGGGGCAGCUCCCUCCGUUCACUGGGAGACAGGGAAGUCUCCACCCCUCCUCUCAGUGUCAGAGAUUCCACCAUUAGUUUCCAGCAGGAAAUUUGGUGCAGGGCAAUGGGCUGUUGACCAGGAAGGGAUGCUGAGGGCCCUGACCCCGCCUCUGAGGGGAGACAAGGCGGUCAGCACUGGAGCAGGAGCAGAGCAGCAGCAUGGGAAGGACCAGGGUGAUGGAGGUGGGCCUGGACCUCUGGAAUGACACCGUCAAUGGCACCUGGGAUGGGGAUGAGCUGGGCUACAGGUGCCGCUUCAACGAGGACUUCAAAUACGUGCUGCUGCCUGUGUCCUACGGCGUAGUGUGCGUGCUCGGGCUGUGUCUGAACGUCGUGGCGCUCUACAUCUUCUUGUGCCGCCUCAAGACCUGGAACGCCUCCACCACGUACAUGUUCCACCUGGCUGUGUCCGACGCUCUGUACGCGGCUUCCCUGCCGCUGCUGGUUUAUUACUACGCCCGCGGCGAUCACUGGCCCUUCAGCACCGUGCUCUGCAAGCUGGUGCGCUUUCUCUUCUACACCAACCUCUACUGCAGCAUCCUCUUCCUCACCUGCAUCAGCAUUCACCGGUGCUUGGGGGUCCUGCGCCCUCUACGCUCCCUGCGCUGGGGCCGGGCCCGCUACGCCCGCCGGGUGGCAGCGCUGGUGUGGGUGUUGGUGCUGGCCUGCCAGGCACCCGUGCUCUACUUUGUCACCACCAGCGCACGUGGGAGCCGCAUCACCUGCCAUGACACCUCGGCCCCUGAGCUCUUUAGCCACUUUGUGGCCUACAGCUCGGUCAUGCUAGGUCUGCUCUUCGCCGUGCCCUUUGCCACCAUCCUGGUCUGUUACGUGCUCAUGGCACGGCGGCUGCUUCAGCCAGCUUAUGGGAGCACAGGAGGCCUGCCGCGGGCCAAGCGCAAGUCGGUGCGCACCAUUGCCCUGGUGCUGGCUGUCUUCGCCCUCUGCUUCCUGCCUUUCCACGUCACCCGCACCCUCUACUACUCCUUCCGCUCGCUUGACCUCAGCUGCCACACCCUCAAUGCCAUCAACAUGGCAUAUAAGAUUACCCGGCCGCUGGCCAGCGCCAACAGUUGCCUUGACCCUGUGCUCUACUUCUUGGCCGGGCAGAGGCUGGUCCGCUUUGCCCGAGAUGCGAAGCCACCCACAGACCCCAACCCUACCACUCGGGCUCGGCGCCGGCUGGGCCUGCACAGGUCUGGCAGAACUGAUGCCAAGAGGACAGAUUUGUCAGCCAGCAGUGAGGACUCCAGGCGGACAGAGUCCACACCGGCUGGGAAUGAGCACACUAAGGACAUCCGGCUCUAGGACCUGACCCCUCAGGCCUGUGCAAGUUUAUAUGGGGGGAGCUGUAAGGGACCAGGGCUUGUUCAAAUGGGACAGUGUACCCAGAAAUUGACCAUCUGUGACUGUCACUUGGCAGGGCCUCGGGAUACUUUCCUUACGGUCCAGACAGUCAGCUGCCAUCAUUUGUAAGUGUGAGUUGGGUAAUAAGAUUUCAAAACAGACACAUGUUUAGGGCCAAUGCCACCUGACUCCCAUGCAGAUAGCUGGCUGAUCCUGUCAAGGUAUCUAGACUGGAAUCCAGCCUGAUCAAGUCAAAUGGAGAAGGCCCUGAGAGGAAGGGGAUGUACCAGGGUCAAAUAGCAGUCUAGACCUGAGCUAGCUACAGUGGARCAGAGUCACAAGUUAAUCAGAGGGCCCUGGUGAGUAGUCAGGGUCCAGCUCCCACAGCAGUCUGGGGUGGGUCUGGGUCUUAGUGGACUCAGCUUAGAGGAGUACUCCUAGCCCGAGAGAUGAACAUCUGGGAACUGAUGUGAUAAACCCAUCUGGAGGCUCCCAGCCUACAGCCUACACUUAGAGGCUGUAACUGAAACUAAAGAUUAUGCUGCUUGUUGAGCUGUGCUCUGUUGUUUGGUCAGAGGAUGGGGAUGCAGCCUGGGAGGGUUUYAACACCCCUUAAAAGCCUUUCUCCAGCCUGUU